AUGUCAUCUGCACAGCACGGGUGCCCUCUGGUGGCGGAGAGGGCGCGGUGCUGCUGCUUACUGCUUCCGGGUGACAGUGAUGGCGCAGGGAGCCGCCGGGAGUGUGCUGGCGAAGGAGCAGAAAUAUGACAGACAGCUCAGGUUAUGGGGUGACCAUGGUCAGGAAGCCCUGGAAUCAGCUCACGUGUGCCUGAUAAAUGCCACAGCCACUGGUACAGAGACCCUAAAGAACUUAGUGCUGCCUGGUAUUGGCUCCUUCACUAUUGUGGACGGUAAUGUAGUCAGCGCGGAGGAUGUCGGCAACAACUUUUUCCUCGAGAGAAGAAGUAUCGGGAAGAAUCGGGCCCAAUCCACCAUGGAGCUUUUGCAAGAACUAAAUGAAGACGUCACAGGACACUUCAUUCCUGAGAACCCAGACAAGCUUCUAGAUAAUGAUCCAUCUUUCUUCUGCAAGUUCACUUUAGUGAUCGCCACUCAGCUGCCAGAGAGCUCUUUGCUGCACUUGGCUGAAUCCCUCUGGAACUAUAAUAUUCCUCUGUUGAUUUGCCGGACUUAUGGUUUUAUUGGCUACAUGAGAAUUAUUGUAAAGGAACAUACGAUUAUAGAAUCCCAUCCUGAUAAUGCGUUAGAGGAUCUGAGACUGGACCAGCCAUUCUUUGAACUGAAGGAUCAUCUCCAACUCUAUGACCUGGAUCACAUGGACCGAAAGGAUCACAGUCACACUCCAUGGAUUGUUGUGGUUGCCAAAUACUUAGAGAAAUGGCGCCGGGAGAAUGCAGGACAGAUGCCAAAAAGUUACAGAGAAAAAGAAAUGUUCCGAGAUCUGAUCAGGAAAGGCAUCCUGAAGAAUGAGAAUGGAAUCCCUGAAGAUGAGGAGAACUUUGAGGAGGCUGUGAAGAAUGUGAACACUGCUUUAAACACUACAAAGCUUCCCAGUAGCGUGGAAGAUAUUUUCAAUGACGAAUGCUGCACAAAUAUUUGUCAACAGUCUUCCCCGUUCUGGAUUUUGGCGCGAGCGGUUAAGAAUUUUACAGAAGGUGAAGGGAAAGGAAAUUUGCCGCUGCGAGGAACAAUUCCAGAUAUGUUUUCAGACUCUGCUAAAUUCAUUAAAUUACAGAAUGUGUACCAGGAGAAAGCUAAAAAUGAUGCAGCAGCUGUUAAAAACUAUGUCUCCAAACUCCUGCAGUCUAUAGGCAGACCCCCAGAAAGCAUAUCAGAAAGAGACAUCCGCCUGUUCUGUAGAAAUAGUGCUUUCCUCCAAGUUGUGCGGUGCAGAUCGUUGGCAGAAGAAUAUGGUUUGGAUACUGCUAAAAAGAAAGACAUUGUGUCUCUCAUGGAGAAUCCAGACAAUGAAAUUGUCUUUUAUCUGAUGCUGAGAGCUGUGGACAGAUUUCACAAAAAGCAUGGGAGAUAUCCAGGCGUCUAUGACAACCAAAUCGAGGGGGAUUUGGAGAAACUGGAGACAUGUCUGAAUGAUUUCCUCCAGGAAUACGGCUUGUCAUUCAGUGUGAAGGAGGAUUAUAUCCAGGAAUUCUGUCGAUACGGAGCUGCUGAGCCCCAUACCAUCGCUUCAUUGUUAGCAGGAGCUGCUGCCCAGGAGGCUAUAAAGAUAAUAACAAAACAGUUUGUUACAUUUAAUAACACGUUCAUCUACAACGCCAUGUUACAGACCUCUGCGACCUUCCAGCUGUAGGCCUAUCAUAUAAGUUGUACUUGUAGCAUUUGUGUUCAUCUCUGUACUGUACAUUAGCAUUGUUGUCUGUAUUUAGAAGUUGUUAAUAAACAUGAUUGAGUUCUGCAAUACCACAUCUUCCCAAUAAAACAGUUGACAAUU
Pseudophryne corroboree (corroboree frog) is the source of this 1834-nucleotide messenger RNA. RefSeq names its product NEDD8 activating enzyme E1 subunit 1 (gene NAE1). The record is from RefSeq and is a predicted model, not a curated record. Lineage: Eukaryota; Metazoa; Chordata; Amphibia; Anura; Myobatrachidae. The transcript has 20 exons. Gene Ontology annotation, cellular component: cytoplasm. Gene Ontology annotation, molecular function: NEDD8 activating enzyme activity. Gene Ontology annotation, biological process: protein neddylation. The coding region runs from base 80 to 1693 and encodes 537 amino acids.